Rhipicephalus sanguineus (brown dog tick) is the source of this 394-nucleotide messenger RNA. RefSeq lists its product as uncharacterized. NCBI's taxonomy places the organism in Eukaryota, Metazoa, Arthropoda, Arachnida, Ixodida, Ixodidae. Bases 66 to 380 code for a protein of 104 amino acids. The transcript is spliced from 4 exons. The record is from RefSeq and is a predicted model, not a curated record.
AAGACACUCUCGGGUGGCCUUGCUGUACCUUCAGUAAUAGAAGCUAUCAGGAGUUUCCACUGCUGAUGAUGAUGACUACUACGAGGCUGUUGUACUUGGUCUUUGUUCCUCUCGUAUGCGGAAGCAGCGAUGGCCGCUUUCUGUUGCUGCAGAACAACGGGACCCGCGGCUGUGUGGACCCCACCGGACAACUCGUCAGCGAAGGAUUCAGCAUCUCAAGAACGCGUCCGUGCCAGCUCGAGACGUGCCGCAACGGCUCGUGGGACAUAGCCAGGUGCAUCGAGGACGUCGACCCGAAGUGCAAGGGGCAACUGGGAACCCGAGGGCCGGGAGCAUACCGGGACUGUUGUGCACUUGCUGUGUACUGCGCCGAACACUGAGCUUCAGCCGAUGA